This is a messenger RNA of Gorilla gorilla gorilla (western lowland gorilla), 837 nucleotides long. It is a transcript of the gene SMIM22, whose product is annotated as small integral membrane protein 22. The record is from RefSeq and is a predicted model, not a curated record. The transcript has 6 exons. Gene Ontology annotation, biological process: regulation of cell population proliferation. Bases 521 to 787 code for a protein of 88 amino acids. NCBI's taxonomy places the organism in Eukaryota, Metazoa, Chordata, Mammalia, Primates, Hominidae.
ACAGUUAACCGAAGAAUCUGACCUCCAUCCGCACUUGCUGGGACCCCCACCUGGAAGCUUCUCUGCAGCAGGAGCAGGAGCUGUUACCCUUCUAAUCCUCACAGUGACCCCAGCCUAAUAAUACAAUGAUCCCCAAGUAGAACCAGGGGCCCGAGGCCCCCUCGUCAGCUGGGCUUCCACCUCCAAGCUCACGCCCUCAACCACUCUGCUGGGGUGAGCAAACCCAGGCCCCACAGCUGGCUAGCGGGACAUCCGUGUCCACGAUUGGCGCCGUGUGUUUUAAGUUGCAGCGUCAAAAACAUGAAGAGAUUGCUUUAGCAAAUAUUUACCCAGUCCUGACUCUGCACACGGCAUCGUUCUAGGAGCCCAAAGAUGUUAACUUGUUUAAUAAUCAAGCCCUGUGAAUCAGCAGUGGCCAAGCACACAGGUGUUCCCAGCUGCAUAUCUGGGAUACUGAGGAAAGGACCUGCCUGGCUGGGGGAAUCGGAGGCUUCUAGGAGGUGGCACUGUGCAUGCCAAGAUGGCUGUGUCCACAGAGGAGCUGGAGGCCACGGUUCAGGAAGUCCUGGGGAGACUGAAGAGCCACCAGUUUUUCCAGUCCACAUGGGACACUGUUGCCUUCAUUGUUUUCCUCACCUUCAUGGGCACCGUGCUGCUCCUGCUGCUGCUGGUCGUCGCCCACUGCUGCUGCUGCAGCUCCCCCGGGCCCCGCAGGGAAAGCCCCAGGAAGGUGAGCCCCUGGAAGGAAAGACCCAAGGGAGUGGAUAACUUGGCCCUGGAACCCUGACCCUGUGUGUCCUGCCCGGUGGCAGUAACAAAGCCUUCUGUCUGCCCAGA